This is a messenger RNA of Vespula pensylvanica (western yellowjacket), 4467 nucleotides long. It is a transcript of the gene Taf8, whose product is annotated as transcription initiation factor TFIID subunit 8-like. Bases 87 to 968 code for a protein of 293 amino acids. Gene Ontology annotation, molecular function: protein heterodimerization activity. Gene Ontology annotation, cellular component: transcription factor TFIID complex. NCBI's taxonomy places the organism in Eukaryota, Metazoa, Arthropoda, Insecta, Hymenoptera, Vespidae. The transcript has 6 exons. Gene Ontology annotation, biological process: transcription initiation at RNA polymerase II promoter. The record is from RefSeq and is a predicted model, not a curated record.
UAGUGUGUCGAGUGUACUGUCAUAAUGUAUGUCGUGUAGUGGUAUACGUUGUGUACAGUAGUACGCUUUGUUUACUUUUAAACAAUAUGGAUAUACAAUUUGUUAAUACUCGAAGAAAAAUAUUAAAUCAUGUUAUUUGCAGUAUUUUAGUAGAAUGUGGUUAUGACACUUGUGAGAAACAAGCAUUAGAAACUCUUACAGAGAUGCUUCAGUCUUUUAUUGUGGAAGUUGGGGAAUCUGCAAGAAAUUAUUGCGAACUUUCUGGGAGAACGGAACCGCUAAUCGCGGAUGUUAUAUUGGGGUUAAUAAACAUGGGUAUAAAAUUGGAUAAUUUAGAAAAUUAUGGGAAAAGGACAAAUAGAACAGUUUUACCUCCGUUACAACAACAAACCCAGUCAAAACAAUUAAAUAUUUUACAGGCUGGUGUAAAACAAAGUCAUCCUUCGCAUAUACCAAGUUAUUUACCAGCUUUCCCAGAUCCACAUGCAUAUAUCAGAACACCAACACAUAAACAACCAGUAACUGAAUAUGAAGCAAUACGAGAAAAAGCUGCUACACAAAAACGAGAUAUUGAAAGAGCUUUAACAAGAUUCAUUGCAAAAACAGGGGAAACGCAUAGCUUAUUUUUGACAGAUGAUAAUAGUAUGUUUCCAUUAAUUGCUUGUAAACCACAAUUUCCUAGUUAUCUCUCAGCACUUUUACCUCAAGAUCAAAUAUUUGAAACAGAUCAAGACUUUCAAUUUGAACCAACUCCUGUUAAGAAGAAAAAAGAACAGAAAACUGAAGAAACAGAGGAAGGUGUUAAUGUACCAAGCGAAGAUACAGAACAGACAAAUGAAAUUACUGCUCAGCAAGAUGGUAUAGAUAAUCCUUACUUACGUCCUGGAAAAAUACCUAAAAAUAAAAUACCAGGUGUUAUGGUCCCUUCACAGCAUUCUAUAAAAAGAGACUCUUUUAUUGAUACUUAGCAAUUUUACAAAUAUCACAGAACUAUAAUAUUACUAUUAAUAGACGACAAUAUGUUUCCCGAAAUAUUAAUAUUUUAAUAAAAUUAUUUAUAAAUAGAAUUAUAAAUGUAUGUGUGUGUGCGCGCGCGCGCACGCGCGUGUGUAGAUAGGUAAAGGUAUCUUAUACAAAGAAACAUUUAUAUUUAAAUUACGUAAUACAAAUUAUUUUAUUAUACACAAAACUACAUGAAGUUAUUGUAAAAUAUAUUUGUUAAAUUCGAUAAAUAUAAAUCUAUUAAUUAUAAUUAUCCAAAUUUGUAUGAUAGGCCUGUUUUAAUAUAUGUGCCCCUUACUACAUCAUUUAUUAGUAUAUAUAGAGUAAAGUCUUGAUUAUUUAGAUUAAAUAUAAUUAUUAAAUUGCACAAUUAUUUCAUAAUCAAGAUUUUACUGAAAUAGCUUCUUAUAUUUGGUACGAUACUGCUUAGAAUUGUUACUUUGUAUUGUAGGCCACUACAAUAUUGCACAUGUUAGCACCAGUUGAACAAGAUUAAUGAAAUUACUAUAUAGCUAUGGAGGACUUACAUGAAUAGCGUAUAUUUUUGUACAAAAAUAUAAUUUCUUAUUGCUCUAAUGUAGUUAUGCGUAUUCUCUAUUCUGGUAUACACCAACAUAAUAUAUAUAUAUACAAAUAGCAUCUAAUACAAAUUUCGCAUAAUAUGUAAUUUGCAAAAAUAUAUUGUAGUACUCUAAUUCUUUUUAUUUAUGCAAUCUGUAUUAUGAAAAAAUUGACACUAUUUUUUUCAGUAAAAAUCGUGAUGUGAAAUUCUAUAAUAAAAUAUUCGUCCCCCAGGAACAAAUAACUAAUGUAGAUAUUAAAGUACUAAAAUAAAAUAUUUUUUUUCUUCUAUGAAGCAUAUAGUAUCAUAUAGAAAGAAGUCUAUCUAAAUAAUGUUAUAUUCUCGUUAAAAAGAAAUUGUUAAAUUCGAUAUAAAAACCUUCAUAGCACUUUAGUGUUUCUGGUCUUGUACUUAUAUAUAUACUUUCAUUUUAAUAUUGGUACCAUGGUUGACGACGUACCCAUCGUAAUUUCAUACCAGAAGCAGUACGAAUCUUUAUACUUGCACAUUCUGCAGCACGUACAGUUUCUUUGACACUCUGCAUAAGAUUUUGAGCAUUUCCAACAAGCAUAUCAGUUGCCUCCUGAUCUUCUUCCGUACCUGUUUUAUAUCAUAAUAUAGAUUAAUAUAUCAUAAAAUAAUAAAAUGAUUAUUAAACAGAAAAAUUUGUCUAUAAGUAUUAAUUGGAUUAUUUCAUAAACAUAGUUUUUAAAUAUUACUAGUAAAUUAUGUGUUCAUCAAAUAUAGAUUACACUAAAAUAGGAUGAAGUGCUCUAAAUAUUGGGGAGACAUGCACUUUUAUAAAGUACAUAAUAAUAAAAAACUAUAAUAAUAUUAAGAAUAUGAAAAAAAAUAUAAUAUAAUCAGUCUAAAAUACUGAAAAUCUCUACAUCUUAAUAUACAUGUUUAAAUAUGUAUAUAAAAUACUGUAUUAAUAUGUAACAACAUUAUUUUAUAUAUAUAUCUAUAAAGAAUAAUCAUAUUAGCUAUUGCAGUUACAUAUUCCAAUUAUAAGAAUAAACUUACUGCACCCAAUUAAUUCAUCUACACCAUGGAGAAUAGAGUCAUGUCAAUGGCAUAGCAUUAAACAUUUUGAGUAACACACGAAAAUAUAAUUAGUUUACAAAUCAAAAAUAUAUAACAUAUUGAUUAUUUUCAUUGCAUCCAUUUAAUUCUUGUAUUAUAAUAAUAUUGUUUUAUGAUUUCAGAUCUUUCUAAAUCUAUACUUCCAGUCAGUACUAAUGCAAUAUUAAACAUAACAUUGCAAAUUUGUGUGUCUGCGUUUUAAAAGAUGCUAAAUUUGCAUGCAUUUUGACGAGAUAAUUGCAAAUAGUAAAAUAUGUAAAAAUUAAAGAAGAUAAAAAGUGACGAAAAGAGCAAGAGAAAAAGGUGAUAUAUAACAUCAAGCAUAACUUAUUAAUUCUUUUACCAUAAAGCAUCAAUUCUUCCCAGCUAGGGAGCAUCUCUAUGCAUAAAGAAUUUCAUUUUUUUGUUAAUAAAAAUUGCUAUUAAUAUAUGUAAAUAAUUUUCUUACAGAAACAUUUGUGUUCUCAUCGAAAUAUGUAAAAAUCAUUAUUAAUAAUUAGUUUUAUUGUAUGAAAUUCUUGGUAUUUUAAAGAAAUAUGAAGAAUAUUUUAAUAUUUUUGUACAAGGAAAAGAUUUUAAAAGACAUACCUUGUGCUCCAAGCAUUGUAGCUUUUACUGUAGAUAAAAUUUUUAAUUGUGUUCCAAUAGUUGGUAUACGUUCACAAACUUGAAGUAAAUUCUAAAAAGAAAACAAUAAAUACAAGAAAUUAUUUUUUUAUAAAUCUUAUUUAGAUUAAAGAAAUAAACAAAAUUACAACAUACCGUACGAAUUCGUUUAUCAGUACAUUCUCUAGCAAGUUCUUUUGCAAGACGUGUUACUUCCUGAGAAGCUUCGGCUAUAGCUUUAGCACAAGCUAUAAGAUCUCUCUUAUUUCCACCUUCUCCUCUAACUAAACCAGAUAAUUUACCCAUCAAGACAGCCAUUUUUUUAGCUGCUGCAAUAAUUUCAUUAUCUUUGCUUGACCACUGUCGUACUUCUUGAUGUAAACCAUGUGCAGCCAUCUAUAAUCAGCAUUUCUUAAUUGCAAUUAUUCUUAUUUACAAAAAAUUUUUUAUUAUAUGAAACAAUUGAGUAUGUACCAUUAUUGGUUGAUUUGGUUGAGGUGCAUGCAUGAACAUUUCGUCUUCGUCAUCCGUUUCUGGAGGUGGAGGUCUUGGUGGUGGAAUAUCACCACCAGGUAAUGGUGGACGUGGUGGUGCAACUUCUGUUAGAAAUGACAAUUUGUUUGUAAUAAAAUUUUAUAACAAUAAUUAUGUUUAUUUGCAAUAUCAUAAAUAAUUUUAUUGCAGAAUAAAACGUUAAAUAAUUUAUAUGCAAAUAAUUUAUGUUUAUAGAAAAUAAAAUAAAAAUAAGAAAAACUUGGAAAUAUUGCAAACAUUUCCAAGUUUCAUAUUAUCAUAAUUUUUAAAUGAAGAAUAUCGUUCUAUAAAGAAACUGAAACAUAAACAUUAAAUAUAUUUUCAUGCUACAAAGUACAAAAUGUUAGAUUAUUGUGUUAGAUAACUUGUUUUAAAUUAUAAAUAUAUAAACAUAUUAGUAAUUACCAUCAUCAUAAUAAUCAAUAUAGCCUGGAUAAUUCCAUGUAGCACAAAAAUGAAGAAAAAACAUAUAAUUAUAUAGAUUAUACAAAAUUAAUAAAUAACUAUUAAUUAUGUUAAUUAAUUAUUAUGAGUAGCUAUUCUAGUCAGAGGGAAGAAAUAAGCAUAAUGAUAGAAAUUAAUGAUAAAUGAUAUAAAACCUUUCUAUACAUGCAAUGUAAAGUUAGUAUGCAUGAUUUUAUAUGAUAUAAAAAUUAAAUAAAUAAUUAAAUAUUAAA